Messenger RNA from Contarinia nasturtii (swede midge), 5392 nucleotides. RefSeq names its product protein bric-a-brac 1-like. Gene Ontology annotation, biological process: regulation of transcription by RNA polymerase II. Lineage: Eukaryota; Metazoa; Arthropoda; Insecta; Diptera; Cecidomyiidae. The record is from RefSeq and is a predicted model, not a curated record. The coding region runs from base 1011 to 2816 and encodes 601 amino acids. The transcript has 6 exons. Gene Ontology annotation, cellular component: nucleus. Gene Ontology annotation, molecular function: protein binding; DNA binding.
GUGCAUCUGAACGUCGUGUUGUUUUAGUGUGAAUUUACAAAUAAUUGAAAACACGCUACAAUAUUAUAUGCUUUGAGUUUCAGACGAAUCGUUAUCGAUAUUUUGAGUAACACAUUUUCAUUGAAACGAAAACGAUUUUUCUGUUUUAAAUAAAUUGAAUUCAAUUAGUGUGCAUUUGCAGAUUGUGUGUAUUCAUUUUUUAUUUUGUGCGGGAACUUCAGUUUUAAUUUCAGACCAUUUGUUCAUUUGCAAAUAAUGUCAUUUGAACUAUAAACAAAUCGAAGAUUCGUGCUAUUGUGAACAUUUGAACUUGAAAUUAAUGAAUAAAAAGUGACGAUUUUUGAUAAAUCAAAACCGACAAAUGACAUAAUAUUCUUUGAAGCUGUAAAAAAAAGUGAAUUGAUUCAAGGAAAAAAAGAGAGUAUAAAUUGAGACAUAAACAAGAAUAAACUUGAUAUAUUAUAACGUGUGAACUGUGUCAAAAUUGGCAAACAUUUACUGUCGUUUGAUGUUAUUUUAAUCUAAAAAAAGGCCACUGUAUAAAAUAGUGUUCAAUGAACGGGUUGGCAUAUCUAUACUUGUGCAUACAUAAUAGUCUCCUUUGAUUGCCGAUCUUGAAGUACACUGAAUAUAUUCAACGCUGUAUAUUCAAAUAACGUGAAAAACUUUUUACGAGUUCAAAGAACAAGAAAAUGGAAAAGUUGCGUCGUAAAAGUGUGUAGUAACAAAAUUCAAGAGGCAUAAUUCAACGUAUGAAACUCAUGUGCAUAUCAAUAUCUAAAGAAAAUUAAAAGAUCCAAAUACACGAUUACGACAUACAACAUACAACAACAACAGUGCACUAACGUAAAUUGUGUGUUUUUAGUUGUUUGGUUAUUGUUUCAAAUAGCAUUUGAAGUGUAUUCCGAAAAUUUCGAUUGCAAGAAAAACGGUAACGGCUUUGUGUUUGCAACGACGACAGAGAAAAGCAAUUGAAAUAACAAAAUAAAAGAGGGGGAUUUGACGAGAAAAUGUCGAAAACGCCAACCUCGCCCGACUUGUCACCACGUGCUUCGUUGACACCACCGGCACCGUCAGCAAUGGCUCAAAUACCAGCAAAUCUAUCAUCGAUUGACGGUGAACGAGACGAAGUGGCACCAUCGCCAUCGCCGAUCAAAGACGAACAUUUGCAAAAUCGUUCACCUUCACCGCAUACACCGCCACUAACAAAGGCACCCAUUAAACCAAUCAUUGAUAACAACAAGAAUCCGCAACAGUUUUGCUUACGUUGGAACAAUUAUCAAUCGAAUUUAACAAAUGUAUUCGAUCAAUUGCUACAAAAUGAAUCAUUUGUUGAUGUCACAUUGGCCUGUGAUGGCAAUUCAAUAAAAGCCCAUAAAAUGGUAUUAUCCGCAUGUUCGCCAUACUUUCAAAGUUUAUUCUUUGAUAAUCCGUGUCAACAUCCGAUCGUUAUAAUGCGUGAUGUUAAAUGGCCCGAAUUGACGGCGGUCGUUGAAUUCAUGUACAAAGGCGAGAUCAAUGUGCGUCAAGAGCAAAUUGCACCAUUGCUUCGUGUCGCUGAAAUGCUGAAAAUUCGCGGUUUGGCCGAUGUUAAAAGUGAUCUUGAUUUGAAUUCGGAAUCGGAAAAAUCGACCACCAAUGACGAUGCAACCGAUGUUACACCAUCAACCGUUACAACUAAAAACAAUACCAACAUUGAUUCGAUUCCAGCUACAAAAAAACGAAUAACGGCACGAACUGAAUGGCAAAUCAAUAAUAUGGAUUUAUCAGAGCAUCUUUCAAUGCAACAGCAUAAGCAACGUGAACAAUCCACACCAUCAUCAUCGUCAUCAUCACAACAAGCAUCGCUUGCAUCAUCAUCACGUCAUUUCACAAAUCGUAAAAGACGAUGUCCAUCGGCUGAAAUAAAACGAACCACAUCGAGCCCAUUGUCCUUGGAUCAGCGCAGCGAUGUAAGCGCAUCACCAGCACCACAAUCCGAAUCUGCUAGCUCGAAAUGUAUGCCGCCAUUCCUUUCAGCGGCCGGUUCGAUUGAUCCAUUGACCAUGGCCUCUCUUUUACCAAAUACCAAUUCGGAUGACUGUGAGAUUAAACCAGGCAUAGCCGAAAUGAUACGUGAAGAAGAACGAGCAAAGCUACUACAAAAUUCACAGGCUUGGCUGAAUGCAGCACCAUCCAGUUCAUUAAAUAGUAUGUCAGAGAGUUAUCAGUAUCAAUUGCAAUCGAUGUGGCAAAAAUGCUGGAGCACCAACCAAAAUCUAAUACAUCAUUUACGUUUUCGUGAACGUGGACCGUUGAAAUCGUGGCGACCAGAAACAAUGGCCGAAGCUAUAAUGAGCGUCCUUAAAGAUGGUUUGUCAUUGUCGCAAGCGGCACGAAAAUAUGACAUUCCGUAUCCAACGUUUGUGCUAUAUGCAAAUCGUGUACACAAUAUGCUUGGACCAUCAAUCGACGGUGGUUCUGAUUUACGGCCCAAAGGACGUGGACGACCGCAACGAAUAUUGUUAGGCGUUUGGCCCGAAGAUCACAUUAAAGGUGUCGUUAAAACCGUUGUAUUUCGUGAUGACAAAGAACUCCGUGAAGAUACUACCAUUCCGUUACCAGAAUUCGAUGCAAAUACGCCGAUUUUCCCAUUCCCAAAUGCACAACUUGAUUUUUCGGCAGGACCCUCCAGCAAUGGUGGACUUGGUAUGCAAUUAAAUGAACUAGAUUCAGACGCAUUAUCGCCGAUCAAUAUAAGUAGAAACAAUUUAAAUUGGACGUCAUUAGUGAAUCCAAGUGGUAGUCGAUCUACCUCGUCCCGGUGCAGCAGUUAAUCCAAAUUGUUGCAACUUUCCACAUUCAAAGCGUAAGCGGUAUUUUAUCUUCGUUUGAAUUGUGCACGCGCCAUUGUGCCAAACCACUAAACCCUGUCCCUCUCUCAAAAUAAAUAAAUUACAACAGAAAGAAAAAAACAUGAAAUGAAUGAAAUUGCAAACGUGUUGUUGGACACCACAUUACUUGCGAAUUCAUAAUUCAUUCUCUAAAUUCUUGGCACUUUAUUUUUUCAACAUUUUUUCUAAAUAAUUUUGAUUUCUAAUUUCUUUCAUCAAAAUCCUUCGGUUUAAGCCUUUCAUUUUUUGAGAGUUGAUUAUUUAGAAAAGUUAUUAUUGAAAAAAAAGGAGAAAAUAAACAACAAAAUAAAUUUAAACUGUUUAGGAGAAAUUUUAGGCAAAAUAAAAUAUUUAAAUGAAAUGAUAAAUUUUUUUAUGAAAUUAAGAGUUUAAAAGAUGUAACAAAAUUUAUGAAGAAAAUAAAUAAGAUGAAACUAAAAACAAAAACAAAUGAUGAAAGAAGAAACAUUUUAUAAGAAAAACCAUGAAAGAAAAACUGAACAUUUUUAAGCACAUGAACUCUCAGGUAGCUUAUUGUUGUAUUAUGUUACUUUUUAUUGAUUAAAUUUUACUAAUUUUUUUUUUCUUGCGUUUGAAUAAAUUUAAGUGGUUGAGCAUUUUUAAAAUCAUUCUUCUUUACCGUUAAGAUCAUUUUCACUAAUCUUGUUCGGUAUCUUUUUUUUCUUUUGUAUGGAAUGCAUACAUUUUGUAAUCACAUGUAAUUAAUUUUAUUAGAAUAUUUAAACAAAAAGAGAACUCUUUUGUGUUUCAUUAAGUUUUACGUUUGGAAUGUGUAGAUUAUUUGUUUUUUUUUUUUAAAUAUGAAAAAAAUAUGGAAAUCGAAAAACAAAACAAGAUGAGAUGCAUGGAAAUUCUCACAAAGGCCAUAAAUAGUUGUUGAGAUAUGGUGAUACAGGAUUAUACAAUAACAAAUACAAAAACAAAGUCUCUUUUUAAUUCAAAAAGUGCCACAGUUGCCGUUGUUAAGCAACUGAAUUUGAACUAAAAACGCAAAGAGAUGAUAAAUAAAUAAACAUGAUGUGAAAGAAAAUAGAUUGAGAGCGAGGACAUUGUUUUCCAAUGAAAUAAAUAUACUCCAUUUCGAUUGCAACAAUAUUCUACUCUAUCGUAAAAUGAUUCAUAAAUAUAAACUGCAGAUACACCCACUCACUCUCUCACACACACACCCUGACAUAACAAUGGUUAGGCAUUCACACAUCCCUACAUAUAUACAUAUAUGGUUCCACAGACGAUUGAAAAUAAGAGAAAAAUAUUUAUAAAUAAAAAAAACACACACACUCUACACGGACCUGAAACCGUCGAGGUAUUUUCAGCGGAAAUGAAUCCAUUUUUUAUAUGCAUCAAAACAAUCCUUAAAAUUUACUUUUUCUCUCUAUCUCAUUUUCAUUUUGAAAUAUUUACACACAUAUUUAAAAAUAAAUCCGAAGCGAAGAACAGCCUUAAAACUCACACAUCCCAAAGAGAUAAUGAAAAAAAAUCCUAUCCGAUUUCAAGUUUUUUUCGAGGCAUGGCAUUUUUUUUUUCCUCUGAAUUUUUCAAAGAACAAACAGAAAAUGAACGAAUGUUCCAAUGGAGUAUCCAAACUUAAAAUUAAUGAGAUAAUACACGGACAUAAAAAAAAUGUGAAAGUAUAGGCCUUCAAUUUAAGAGUUACGAUUAUAAAAAAAGAAGAAAAUGAAACCCAUGUAUAGAUUUCAAAUAACAUAUAGCGAUCGAGUUAAGCUUAUACACACACACAUUUAGAAUUUUAGGCUUUAAGUCUAGCGGGGACAAAAAACAACACAUUGAUUGAUCCACAAGGGUAAGAAGAUUUCAAUGAAUUCGAAAAUUAUUUGUAAAGAACGAAAAUUCCAUGUUUACUUUCACAAUAUUAAAUGAGAAGUUCGCAGGACCACACACAUAUAAAUGUCAACGGUUUUUUUUUUUCUAAAUCGAUUUUGUCCGUAACGAGACAACAAUUCGUUAUAAUUAACGUUUUUAGAGCAAAAAAUAUAUUGUUUAACUAUCAGGUGUGCGAGAAAUCGUCAAAUUUAUCGGAAAAAAUUGUACAACAAGAGUUCAUUAAUUAUAGAGAAAAGAAAGAAACUCGAACCGACAUCAAACCAAUUGGAAUGAAAAUUAAUGAUGAAGUUAAAGAAUGUACCAAGAAAUAUUCGAACAAAAAUGCAUUUGCAAAUAAAACAACCGAAGUAUUACACGCAAAGAACGAUACAAAAAAACAAUGCACACACUGUCAAAAGCGAAAAAAUAAUAUUGGUGAACAAGGAGAAAGAAUGAAAAUUGAAAAAAAAAAAAAAAAACAGAAAUGCAUAUGUGCAUGGUUAUAAAUUAGAUUAUCGAUAAGUAUAAAUUAUUUUACAGUGAAUAGGCAUAUAUAUAUAUAAAGAAUCAGUUCAGUUUAAACAAUAUAUGUAGCAUUCAAAGGCAGAAAUUAUUGAAAACAGCCGUAAGAGAAAGAACAGUAACAAAAACCAACUGAAACAACAAAAAAAAAUAAA